Messenger RNA from Lodderomyces jiufengensis, 3426 nucleotides. RefSeq lists its product as uncharacterized. Lineage: Eukaryota; Fungi; Ascomycota; Pichiomycetes; Serinales; Debaryomycetaceae. Gene Ontology annotation, biological process: ribosome biogenesis. The record is from RefSeq and is a predicted model, not a curated record. The transcript has a single exon. Gene Ontology annotation, cellular component: nucleolus. Bases 1 to 3426 code for a protein of 1141 amino acids.
AUGUCAGAUCAGCAACAACUACUACAAAAAAGCUCAUCUGAAGCAGUCACUAAAUACCUAAGAUCAAAGGAUGAAAGCCUUUCAUACAUAAUAAAAUUAGCUCAUGAGGUGCUAGACAAAAAAUUAAAUAUAUAUUUCCCAAAUUAUAAGGUUUUCAUACUAAAUUUGUUGAUUGAUAGAUUAAAUGAUAAAUCAACUUCUCAAUUUGGUAAAUGGAAAUUCAAUGAAGAUGUCUGGGGCUUGUUAAUGAAAACUUGGGGUGAGCUUGAAGCAGAUUCCAAAAUUAGAGAUGAUACAAUCUGUAAUCUCAAGACCAUAGACAUCUUGAUUCAAGUAUUAAAUCAUAACGAUAAUUCCUCAAGGAAAUGCCUUGAAAGCAUAUUCGACUUACUUCAAGAUAUGGAAAAUAGUACUUUUAUAGAGAUAGAUGAAUCGUCGGGAUUGUCAUUGCUCAAAUCUUAUUUAACAUAUCUUCAAGAUACCACUGCAGUCGAUGAUAUUUGGACUCAAAUAAUUCAAGAUUUAUAUUACAGAUCAUGCAUGAUUGAAACUCAAGAUUUAUCAAAAAAAGCAUAUUCAAAUUUUAUGGAUGAAGUUUUAAAUCCUUUAAUUAGCGUGCUAUCAUCACCAACCAUCAAACCACAGACAUCUUCCAAAAUGAAAUUACAAGAUAUUUUCAAGCUAAUAGUUUUCAAUUCAAAUCAUAUACAACAUUUAAGAAGAAAUUUGGAAAAAGUACUCAAAAAACAAAUUACCAGUGAACAUUCAUUACUAUACUUUUAUAAAAUAGCAGUUCAAGAGUUAUCCACCAAAAACAUGAAACUUUGUGAAGAAAUAUAUACUUUAAUUACAACUACAUUUCCAUCAUUGUCUGAGCCAAUGUUAUUAAUAUUAACAGAAUCCAAGAAACCAAUAUCACCAGAAUUCAUAGCAUCAUUAUACAAUGAAGAAGUAGAUAAAAAGAAUUUCAAAGACCUAAAUUGGUCAAUGGUGAAAUAUAUUUUUGAAAUAGAUAGUGAACUAGCAUCAAAAAAAUCAAGAUUUUUAUUUGAAAAAUACAACUCAGAUUUUGGAAUUGACGAAAAAGUUUUACCAGUUGGUAAAGUCAUAUUGGCAUCAUAUAUCGAGAAUAGAGAAUUAGUUGAAUUUAUUACCAAAGUUUGGCCAAAAGCUAUUUUGAAAGAUGAACUAUGGGAUAGUAAAGAAUUCAUAAUUGAUGUAUCUCGUGGAAUCAAAUCAUUAUCUGAAAGACAAAUUAUGAAAAUUAUUGAAGACUCAAUUGGAUUUGAAUUUGAAAUUACUCGUGCUAUCUUUGUCGCUAUAACUAUUGGAUUAGCUUUUUCAUCAACAAGAAUUGUUGAAUCAUUAAGAGGUGUAUUUGAGAAGAACAAAUCAUUUGUUGAUUCAAAGGAUGAAUUUUGGCAAGUUCAUUAUAAUUUGUUAAUUUUAUAUGGCUCUGAAUUCAGUUUACCAGAAGAUAAAUUAAAAUUAGAUUAUGAUUUAUACUAUUAUUUUACACUUUUUAGACUUUUGGAAUUAGGUACUGCAACAGAGUUUAAAGAAGAUCAACAACAAAAAUUUCUCAAAUUUUUAAACGAUAAUAAAAAUUUUAUUCCAGUGGUUUUCAAAAGAUGGUUUAUUAUAUUCAAUAAUUAUUUCAGUAGAGUCAAUCAAACCAAAAUUUUGGAGUUAAUUUGUUCAUGGGACGAUCAUAACGACAAUGAGGAAUUACUCAGCUCAAUCAACAAUCAAUUCUAUGAACAAAGAAGACUAACCACAACUUUAAUUGAUUUAUUAAUUGAAAAUCCAAAACUAAAUUACUCAGCUAUCAAGUUUAUUCCAGUCAACUGUUACCAUAAAGGAAUGAGGAAAGAUUUAGUAAAUUCUUUGACUAAAAGUUACCUUAAGGAUCAGAAUAUAGAGAGUCUCCAAUCAUUGCUGUCAAUAUUAAAUGAACCAUCAUAUCAAUCAGACAUUGAGAAAAAUUUAUCAGUUUUGAUACAAGUUCUUGAAGUUUCACAGGAUGACAAUUUAAAAAAUCUUGCAUUUGAAAUUGCUACAAAAAUCUGGAAAUCUCAUAUUGAUAGUAAGCGAGUCAAAGAUACGUCAAGUCAAUCAUAUAUUGAAAACUCCAUUGAUCUAUUGACCAAAUACUUAAAACAAAAUCAAGCAACUCAAGUAAGUCCGAAAGUUGAGUUAUGUUCCAUUAUACUAUCACAGCAUAUCCCAAUAGAAUUUAAUAAAUCAUUUCAAGAUCAAUUUAAUUCACAUUGCAUACUGGCUAUAACUACAUCUAUCAAAAAUCAAAAUUUAUCCACUUUGUAUUGGUAUUUAUGGGCUUUAGCUUCGAUUGAUGAAUUUUAUACCCUAAAUUUUGAAUCAGUACAAAAUAUCAUAAAACAGCUUGACUCGAAAUUGCUGGAACACGCUCAGAUCAGAAAGUCUAUUUUCAAGUUAGUUUGUAAAUCGGCUUAUCUUGAUAUCGAUGCUGCUAAGUAUGUCAUGAGUCUUUUUAUAAUCAAUACUAAUAUAUCCGAUACAGACUUAGACUUUUAUUACGAUAAUUUGGUCGCAUAUGCUGAAAAAAUUGCAACAGAGGAAGGGGAAGUUUACAAUCAAUUAUGUGAAUAUUUAAUACAUUCGUCAAUUGAUUUGAAAGAGGACAGGAUUUAUGUUAAUUCAAUUUGUUUAAUAAUUUCGGCUUAUUCGUCAAAAUCAUCUAAAGAAACUAGCUCUAUUAUAAUUACUGGAUUGUUUGCAGUCUUAAUAACUUAUUCAUCAAAAAUCGUAAAAGCAGAUGCUUCAAAUGAAAUUUUAGUUACCAUCAAAACUUUAUUAACUGAAAAUCAAUACAUAUUUAAUCAGCACUUGUUGGAAAUGACGUUAGUGUUAGUACAAAAAAUUGCAACCUCACCAAACACUGAUUCAAAAGUUUAUAUCAAAUCAACUCAAGUUAUUUCAAACAUUUUAUUACAUCACAGAUAUAAAUUAAGUACUCGUCAUCAUCUUUUGAUCAAUAUCAUGUCGUCUUUGUUGGAAUUAUUAGCUAGUUCGUUUCCAUUAGGUAAUGAUAUAGCAUCAGCAAAAGCAUUCGCAAGAUUAAUGACCAACUUAUGUGAACCACAGGAAAGGAUCAAUGAACAAAUUCAAGACUCGAAUAAUUUGACUACUUCGGCAAAUUUUUUCAAAAAGAGUUUGAGAAAUCACCUACCUAUAUUAAUGAAUAAUUUUAUUUAUUUUAGUUUGAAAUACAAUUAUAAUAAAGAAGUUAAUGAUAUUUUAAUUGAUGGUAUUUAUUUGAUUUUUGACUUGUUAUCGUCAGGUGAGUUGCAAAUUAUCAAUUCUUCAUUGGAUUAUGGUGGUAAGGCUUUAUUUAAAACAAUGUAUCACAACUAUAAUGAGUUUUGGAAAUGGAAGGAUCAGUAG